AUGGGUUCUUUCCAGAGAAGUGUUCCCCCGGAUAGGGAAAACGAGCAGGCGAUAGCAAUUCUGAAGAAAGGAGCGUAUCUGUUGAAAUACGGUCGGCGUGGGAAACCUAAAUUCUACCCUUUUCGGCUUUCAAGUGAUGAGAUAUAUUUGUUAUGGUACUGUGGGAAAAAGGAGAAACGUCUUAAACUGAGUUCUGUGACAAGGAUCAUACCUGGACAACGAACUGCAGUUUUCCGACGAUACCCUCAACCCACAAAGGAAUAUCAAUCUUUUUCUCUUAUAUAUGGCGACCGGUCUCUUGAUUUGGUAUGCAAGGACAAGGAUGAAGCUGAGUUCUGGAUCACUACCCUUCGAGCUCUUCUCUCACGAAACAGCUCUUCUGCAUUGGUAGUUCACUCAAGAAGCCGUAGUUUUGUUCCUGACUAUGGAGAACAAAGUAGUUCGAGCAAGGAGUCAAAGUCUAACAUCAGAUCCGUCAGCAGUGACACAAGCUGCGAGGUUUUUGUUUCUUUCUUCAAGAGUUGUUUCCUAGUCAAUAUCCUAUCUCAUCUGGCACUGUUGCAGGAACAUGCAAAGAAGGCCGCCUCAGGGUCUCACUGCAACACUCCACAGAGACUGGGGAAAGUUUUCUCGGAGGUUUUGUCACAAACUGCUGUACUAAGAGCACUCUCUUUGGACGAACUGGUCCAUAAACCUCAUAACUCGUCUCCAGAGAAUUUAGAGAAUCGACCUACUAAUAACUCCCCUGCUGUUGAUACAAGUAAAUAUAGCGUUUCAAGCGCAGUGAGCUCAUCUAGUCACGGAUCCACUUUUGAGGACUUGAAGUCUCUCUGUGAUGUCUUUGUUUGGGGAGAGAGUAUAGGAGAUGGGUUAUUAGGAGGUGGUAUGCACAAAAGUGAAAGCAGUUCUUCUCUAAUGAGUGAAUCCUUCUUGCCCAAAGUCUUGAAAUCACAUGUGGCACUUGAUGCGCAGAGCAUAUCUUGCGGUACCAAUUACGCUGUGUUGGUCACAAAGCAGGGACAGAUGUACAGCUGGGGAGAAGAAUCUGGUGGCAGGUUAGGACAUGGAGUUUGUUCCUAUGUUCCACAGCCGAAACUCAUCGAUGAAUUUGAUGGAACAUCGGUGGAGAUAGCUGAUUGUGGGGAGUUUCACACUUGUGCUGUAACAGCCUCAGGGGAUUUAUAUGCUUGGGGUGAUGGAGCUCACAAUGUUGGUCUCCUUGGACUUGGUAGUGAAGCUAGCCACUGGAAACCGGUACGGAUACUUGGUCAGAUGGAAGGUAUAAUUGUAAAAACCAUCUCUUGUGGACCUUGGCAUACAGCUUUUGUGACAUCAGAAGGUAAGCUGUUUACAUAUGGUGAUGGCACUUUUGGCGCGCUUGGACAUGGUGAUCGUAUCAGCACAAGCGUACCUAGAGAAGUUGAGUCGUUAAGUGGCUGCAGAACGAUAAAGACAGCUUGUGGUGUUUGGCAUUCAGCUGCUGUUGUAAGUGUCUUCUGUGAGGCCACGUCAUCUGGAAAGCUCUUUACUUGGGGUGAUGGAGAGGAUGGGAAACUAGGACAUGGUGAUAAAGAGUCUAGACUAAUCCCAUCUUGUGUAACUGAGCUGGAUACAACAAACUUUCAACAAGUAGCUUGUGGCCAGAGCAUUACCGUUGCUCUCUCUGCGUCCGGACAAGUCUAUGCAAUGGGAAUCGUUGAUCCGAGUCAUGACAAUGUAGUGAGAGCUCCUUCUUGCAUUGAAGGUGUUCUAGGAAAGAGUUUUGUACAAGAAGUGGCUUGCGGGUUUCACCAUAUCGCGGUCUUGAACUCGAAAGCUGAGGUCUACACUUGGGGCAAAGGAUCAAACGGACAGCUAGGACACGGAGAUACUGAGUACAGACGUGUGCCGACUCUUGUGAGAGCUUUGAGAGGUAAACAAGUGAGGAAAGUUGUGUGUGGCUCUAACUACACAGCGACCAUUUGUCUUCACAAACCAAUCACAGGUACAGAUAGCUCAAAGUGCUCUGGUUGUCGCCAUCCUUUUAACUACAUGAGGAAGCUACACAACUGUUACAACUGUGGAAGUGUCUUUUGUAACUCAUGCACUAGCAAGAAGUCCUUAGCAGCAGCCAUGGCUCCCAAGACGAACAGGCCUUACCGUGUGUGUGAUGACUGCUAUAUCAAACUCGAAGGAGCUCGAGAAGUACUUUUAGGAACUCCAGCGAACAGUGCAAGAUUCUCAAACGCGAGUCUACCAUCUAGCAGUAACGAGAUGGAAGAGAUUGGCAUAACACCACAGCGUCAGCUUCUUAGGGUGGAUUCGUUUGAUUUCUUUAGACAAUCCAAGAUCCCUGAUCUUAAAACCAUUGGUGAAACAUGUAGCUCGUCGAAUCACUCGAGUAUGGAGAUUAAAGGUAGUUUUAACUUGAAAGGGAUACGGAGACUCUCAAGGCUUACAUCUUUUGAUUCUGUUAAUCAAGAAGGCAAACAACGCGCCAAGCAUUGUGCUUCGAAAUCAGACACAUCCUCUCUUGUAAGACACUCUGUGACUUCUGGUCUCCCGUUUUCACGUAGAGGCUCUGUUGAGUUGUUUCCUUUGUCUAUAAAAUCAAGCCCGGUUGAGUCUGUUGCAACGGACUUCACUACAGACAUUACAGAUACGGAGUUGCUGCAAGAAGGGACAAAGAAACCGAAUCAGUGUCUUAACCAGGAAAUAUCAGUACUCAAAGCACAGGUGGAAGAGCUUACCCGAAAAACAAAACAACUUGAAGCCGAACUGGGAACAACUUCGAAGAAGCUUGAAGUUGCGGUGUUAAUGGCGAGUGAUGAUGCAGACAAGAUCAAAACUUCAGAGGAGAUAAUCAGGUCCCUUACUCUGCAGUUAAUGGACGCGACCAAGAAAGAUGUAGACAAGACAAGGAGACGACGAAGCUCGUUUUGAUUUUAAAUAUCUAACUAGAGAACAUAGCCUCUAAUCUCUGAUCAAAGCAAAGAAAGGGGAUGGAAACUGAAAUAGAUUGAGAAUUCUGGGGUUGAAUGUAAAAUACGACAAGUUUGAUACAUCCCUCUUAUCAAAUUACAUACCAAAAAUAAAAUCAAUGUAGUCAUUAAUUACAGAGCAAGAACAGAAAGCAGAGUAUAAGACAUUCAAA
Messenger RNA from Eutrema salsugineum, 3133 nucleotides. Its product is annotated as PH, RCC1 and FYVE domains-containing protein 1. The record is from RefSeq and is a predicted model, not a curated record. Lineage: Eukaryota; Viridiplantae; Streptophyta; Magnoliopsida; Brassicales; Brassicaceae. Gene Ontology annotation, molecular function: metal ion binding.